CUCAUGCAUCUGUAUGUUGUAGGCUGCCAUGGCAGUAUGGAUUGUCAUCCUGCGCUUCAUGGGGGACUUGCCUGAACCUAAGUACCACACAGCCAUGGCUGAAUCAAGGGACACAACCCCAGUGAUGUCAAAGAUCUACUCUACAUUAGGUCGUAAGUUCAAUAAGAAAGACCUUGAGGAGGCAAUGAAAAUGGGAGAAGAGUUGGUGAGUAUGGAGAAGGAGGCGCCAGGCUACCAGCGCCACACCAUCAAGAAGUCCACACGGAAGAAGAUAGUGUCCCUCACACUGAAGAAGAAGUCCAAGAUCACAGAGGAAGUGACCCGGAAGCUGCAGGACUAUGACACUACUGGAGGCGGCAACGCCUUGUUGGAGGACCGACCCAUGUCCAACCUGGAGAAACUGCACUUCAUCAUAGGCCAUGGAAUCCUCAGGCCAGAACUCAGAGAUGAGAUCUACAGUCAGAUCUGCAAGCAGCUGAAUCAGAACCCUUCCAAGGCCAGCCAUGCCCGCGGCUGGAUCCUCCUGUGUCUGUGUGUGGGUUGCUUCCCGCCAUCAGAAAAUAUGGUGAAGUAUCUGCGCAACUUCAUCCAAGAUGGCCCCCCAGGCUAUGCUCCCUACUGUGAAGAGCGCCUCCGUCGUACCUACUCUAAUGGCCCUAGGAAUCAGCCCCCCAGCUGGCUAGAGCUGCAGGCCACCAAAUCAAAGAAGCCAUUGAUGCUGCCCAUCACAUUCAUGGAUGGCAACACGAAGACGCUCCUAGCCGACUCUGCCACCACCGCCCGCGAGCUGUGCCAGCAGCUCUCUGAGAAGAUUGAGCUGAGGGAUCAGUUUGGCUUCUCUCUCUACAUUGCAUUGUUUGACAAGGUGUCUUCCCUGGGCAGUGGUGGUGACCAUGUGAUGGAUGCCAUCUCCCAAUGUGAGCAGUACGCUAAGGAGCAGGGGGCACAGGAGAGGAAUGCCCCAUGGAGAUUGUUCUUCAGGAAAGAGAUUUUUGCCCCGUGGCAUGAUCCCAGCGAGGACCUGGUGGCCACCAACCUAAUCUACCAGCAGGUGGUCCGGGGCAUCAAGUUUGGAGAGUACCGAUGUGACAAGGAUGAGGACCUAGCAAUGAUCGCUGCCCAGCAGUACUUUGUGGAACAUGGCACGAACCUGAUCCCCGAGCGCCUCCAGGCCCUGCUUCCAUCCUUCGUCCCAGACUCCUACCUACAGAAGCCCAACGCCAUGCAGGGAUGGAUGUCAUCUGUUGUCAGUAAACUCAGAAGUCCGUACUUCACAAAUGAAAGGAUUCGAGCACCGAAAGUCAAAGAGGACAUUGUCAGCUAUGCAAAAUAUAAAUGGCCAUUACUUUUCUCUAGAUUCUAUGAGGCAUAUAAGUUUGCUGGCCCGAGUUUACCUAAGAAUGAUGUGAUUAUUGCUGUGAACUGGACAGGGGUGUAUGUGGUGGAUGACCAAGAACAAGUCCUGCUGGAGUUGUCUUUCCCUGAAAUUACUGCCGUCUCCAGCAGCCGAACAGGCAAGAUGCAUGGCCAGAGCUUCACGCUGGCAACAGUAAAGGUGAUGAUGAGUACACCUUCACCUCGCUUGAAUGCUGAGGACAUCAAGGACCUGGUGGUCACCUUCUUGGAGGGUCUGAAGAAGAGGUCCAAAUACGUCAUCGCCAUCCAGGACUACACUUCACCAGGCGAGGGUUCUACAUUCCUGACAUUCAGUAAGGGGGACCUGAUAGUGCUGGACCAACAGAGUGGGGAGACGGUGAUGAACUCCGGCUGGUGCUAUGGGGAAAACGUCAAGACCAACAAGAAGGGAGACUUCCCUGCUGAGUGUGUCUAUGUUCUGCCUACCAUCACUCGUCCACCAACAGAAAUACUGAACCUGUUUGUCCAGUCUGGGGAGCAGACAGAGAAGCUGCUCGCCCCCGUGCAAGAUGACAAUGAGAUGGUUGAGCCAGGAGAGAAACCUCACACACUGGAGCAGUACUCCCUGGACCACUUCAGAAUGCCCCCGAAGCGCACUCUGAGCAAGUCGAUAAAGUCUGCAGGUCGUAAGAGCAUGGAUGAUUUGUGGCGGUACUCCAAGGACCCAAUCAAGCAGCCACUGCUGAAGAAACUGCAGGGCAAGGAGGAUCAGGCCGCUGAGGCCUGCAUGAGCUUCCUUGCUAUCCUGAAGUACAUGGGUGACCAUCCAUCCAAGAGAAGUAGGAACUCCAAUGAAAUCACUGAUGCCAUAUUUGAACCUCCACUCAGAAACGAAAUCCUCCGAGAUGAGGUGUAUUGCCAGAUCAUGAAGCAGCUCACAGAGAACCGAGUCAGAUCCAGUGAGGAGCGAGGGUAUGAGCUGAUGUGGCUUGCUACAGGCUGCUUCGCCCCAAGCACAAACCUUCUGAAGGAACUGAUGCAGUUUCUCAGGACAAGGAAGAACUCUAUUGCCCCAGACUGCAUGAACAGACUCAAGAAGACACUUAGGAAUGGCACCAGAAAGUACCCUCCACAUCAAGUGGAGGUGGAGGCCAUCCAGCACAAGACAACGCAGAUCCUGCACAAAGUCUACUUCCCUGAUGACACAGACGAGGCAUUUGAGGUCGAGUCCAGUACUAGAGCCAAGGAUUUCUGCCAGAAUAUUGCCAACAAACUGGCCCUGCGGUCUGCAGAAGGCUUCAGCUUGUUUGUCAAGAUAGCUGAUAAAGUUAUUAGUGUUCCUGAGGGAGAUUUCUUCUUUGACUUUGUGCGUCAUCUGACUGACUGGAUCAGAAAGGCACGGCCAUCCAGGGAUGGUGCUGUCCCACAGUUUACAUACCAGGUGUUCUUUAUGAAGAAGCUGUGGACCAACACAGUGCCCGGCAAAGACAUCAACGCUGACUUGAUCUUCCACUACCACCAGGUAGGAUGAAAAGAUGUCCUUACG
Molecule: messenger RNA, 2902 nt
Organism: Haliotis rubra (blacklip abalone)
Lineage: Eukaryota; Metazoa; Mollusca; Gastropoda; Lepetellida; Haliotidae
Product: myosin-VIIa-like
Exons: 19
Coding region: 29-2887 (952 amino acids)
Cellular component (GO): cytoskeleton
Molecular function (GO): protein binding
Source: RefSeq, a predicted model, not a curated record